Ramularia collo-cygni is the source of this 285-nucleotide messenger RNA. RefSeq lists its product as uncharacterized. Lineage: Eukaryota; Fungi; Ascomycota; Dothideomycetes; Mycosphaerellales; Mycosphaerellaceae. Bases 1 to 285 code for a protein of 94 amino acids. The record is from RefSeq and is a predicted model, not a curated record. The transcript has 2 exons.
AUGGCAUCCGGACUCUGGCAGGCCGCUCCCGCUAAGGUCGAGACCAACGUCACACCUCAGAUGGCCAACAGCAUUCCAGAGCAAGCAAGCCCAGUCGAAGCCAAGGACAGCCUCUUUCUCAGCAACGACGCUGCCUCUUCCACCUCUUCUCGCCACUCGUCCUUCAACGAUAUUCGUCGCCCAAUGAUGAAGUCUCCUGACUUUGGACCCGACGCUGCUGAGAGGCGUGCAUCGAAUGUCGCCAUGGGCAGGACUGCUGCCUUUUUGUGCAACAACAGCCGCUAA